This is a messenger RNA of Ceratosolen solmsi marchali, 2416 nucleotides long. Its product is annotated as GRB2-associated-binding protein 2-like. Gene Ontology annotation, molecular function: signaling adaptor activity. Bases 116 to 1864 code for a protein of 582 amino acids. Gene Ontology annotation, cellular component: cytoplasm. Gene Ontology annotation, biological process: signal transduction. The record is from RefSeq and is a predicted model, not a curated record. NCBI's taxonomy places the organism in Eukaryota, Metazoa, Arthropoda, Insecta, Hymenoptera, Agaonidae. The transcript has 8 exons.
GCAGCUGCCGUGGGUUAGCUUUUCGAUUAAUUUCUGCGACCGUCGGCAAAGGCGAUGAGGAGGCCCCGUGGACAGAGUACUCGGCUCCGCUAGGCAUCGCGGUCUGCACGCGAGGAUGGACGCGCUGAAGCCGAACCAGGAGGUCGUGCACGAGGGCUGGCUCAUCAAAUCGCCGCCCACGAAACUUUGGAAGGCGAGAUGGAGGCAAAGAUGGUUCACACUUCGACAUAGUGGCGAAUUACCUGGGCAAUAUUUUUUAGAAUAUUAUACCGACAGAAGAUGUAGGAAACUUAAAGGUAGGAUCGAUCUCGAUCAAUGCGAGCAGGUCGAUGCGGGAUUAAGCUUUGAAAAUCGAAAGGAAAAGUAUCAGUAUAUGUUUAAUGUUAAAACUCCAAAAAGAAUUUACUAUCUAGUAGCGGAAAAUGAGAUUGAUAUGAAUAAAUGGGUGGAUGCGAUAUGCCAAGUCUGUGGAUUAAAGGCAUAUACUCAAGACGAAGAUCAACAAUGCCAAAUUUUCUCGUUUGAAUCGCAAGAAUCUCCACCCAUUUCGCCCACCAGUAUAAUGUCCGGACCGUACAUUCCUAUAAGCGAAUGUAUUUCUGGGCCGCGUCUCAAUGAUGCAAGCUCUCUAAGUUCGGUAACAGUGCAAGCCAUUGACAGUUACGAUGCCACAAAACGAUUAGUGCCAUCUCCUCCACGUUCCCCAACAACGGAUGCCGAAAGUGUUGUCACCGAUGACGAAUGGAUUUCUUCUCUACCUAAUGUUAAUUGGGAUACAUUUCCCGUUGCUGGUGAUCUUAAACCAAGUAAUGCAGGAAUUGGUUCAUGGAGCGUAAAAAAAAGAUUUGGAAAAUUGAGGAUCGUUGAUUCGAAUAAGCCGCCGAAUGCGGAUGAAAUAGCAAUUCCACCACGACCGCCAAAGCCAUCGCACAUGGUUACGGAAUGUCCUGGUCAUAAUUAUUUAAAUUUGGAUGGUGCGACUGAAAGUUCAAAGCCAACGACUCCUUCGACUCCUGCACAAUCAGUUACAACUAACGAUCUCAAUAAUUCAGGUGGCUCGUCAAAAUCUCGUCAAAUAACAGCUAAAACAGACACAAAUAUAGCCAAUAAACCACAGAAACAACAAAGUACCAAUGCAAAUUCUUCUAAUGCAGACGAUCAUGUAUUCCGUUACGAUUUCGAUAAUAAUGAUCAAGUGAACUCGGAGAAUGCAUCGACAGCCACAUACUCAAAUCUUUCGAGUCCUUUGAAUAAGGAUAAUAUGAAUAGCGUGCCUGUAAUAAUUGUGCCACCUCCACCACCUCCAUUGGUGUACCGAGAAUUGAAACCUGGAAGAAAAACUAGUGAUUCGAAUGUUAGUAAUGAGUUAUCACCCACUGUAAUUAACAAGGAUGCAAACUGCACCGAACAAAUAAACAUCGAGCCACCAAGUAUAAAUAGAAAGCUAAAGCCAGUUAUGAUCAAACCACCCGUUGAAGAUUUAUUACAACUUACGACACCGCCUGGAAAAGGGAAAAUCAAAUCAAUUCCUAGUCCCAUUUUAAUGUCGAAAAUGCAAAAAAGUCAUCAUCCAUCCAUUUCUGACGAUGAUAAUAAUGCAUUUGAAGAAAAAGAAGAUAUAUAUUUCUACCAAGACAACGAUACUUUUAUACCAGCAUCAAAUCGUCGUUUAUUAGUCUUGCAAUACUUAGACUUAGAUUUAGAAACAUCCGAAAGCUUAAAUAAUCCAACUUUACAAACUCCACAAUCUCCUCUGGCUACCACCGUUUACAAAACCGUUGAUUUUCUAAAAACUGAAGCUUUUAAUCGCACGAGACAAAGAGUAGAGGAAGAAAGAAAGCAAUGCACUGAUGAAUUGACAUAGCUCAUGGUGUAUAUCAAGUUUUUUAAACUAAGUUGCAUGCGACUUUGAAAAAGUGCUUCCAUAAUUAUCUUAUUACGUAAUUAUAUCUAUAUAUAUAUAUAUAUAUAUAUAUAUAUAUAUAUAUAUAUGAAUCGAGAUAUAUACGAUUAGAAAGCAGAAGAAACGUAAUGUUAAAUUUACAACUCUAGUUUUAAGAAAACGAUCGUUAUCGUUAAGUGAUAAAGGGAAUCAAAUUUUUCUUCUGUAGUUACCUUACAGAAUUUAUAAGCCAAGUGAUAUAUAUAAGAAUUGUUAAAAUUAAUAAAAGUCUGCGAACAUGCUCUUUAUCGACGCUACAUUAGUUGAUUCAACGAAAAAUCGGACCAAAAACUUGUAUUCAAUUUAAAACUAUUCUGAAUAGAGUUUAAAACUAAUAAUUAAUGGAAAUGUGCAUUAAUGUUCUUUCCAUUGAGAAUCAUCAUUGGAACUGACUCGACGUCAUAUCAAUUAGUUUGAAACAAUUAGUAAAAUUUUGCAAAUAUAUCGAAAACCACAUUAUUGAAACAAAAAAAA